Portunus trituberculatus (swimming crab) is the source of this 6038-nucleotide messenger RNA. RefSeq names its product serine/threonine-protein phosphatase 6 regulatory ankyrin repeat subunit A-like. The transcript is spliced from 19 exons. The coding region runs from base 165 to 2981 and encodes 938 amino acids. Lineage: Eukaryota; Metazoa; Arthropoda; Malacostraca; Decapoda; Portunidae. The record is from RefSeq and is a predicted model, not a curated record. Gene Ontology annotation, molecular function: protein binding.
AGAGUUGAGACAGGCCAGUGUGCUUGUGUCUGUCAGUGGUGGAGGACGGAGAAGGUCUUGGCGCCUCCUCCCUCCCUCAGCACCACGGCUACAUCAUACCAGCGAUCAUUUUCCCGCUGCUGGGCCAAGGGAGACGGCUAUGACCCCCUGAGGCAAGAACGACCAUGACUGCGGCGGUGGCGGGCGUGGGCGUGGAGAUGGCGGGCGGGAGUGUGGGUGGGCGUGAAGAGCCCGCCGAACCCGUCCCUGGCCCGAGCGAAGGCGUCACCCCGCUCAUGUAUGCGUGCCAGCAGGGGCGUGACCACACAGUCAGGCAGAUUAUCCAUAGAAAGCCAUCCAGCGUGCAGGAGAGGGAUAGGACGGGCAAGACAGCGCUACACUACUGCGUGGAAAACCAGACGCUUUCAUGUAUAGACCAGGUGGUGGAGGCCGAGAAGGGGCUGAUCGGGGCGCGGGACGAGGAUGGGUACACGCCCCUGCACCUGGCCACCAUCGCGGGGAACAAGGCAGUGGUACAGUAUCUCCUGGGGCGUGGUGCUGACGUCAAGGCGGUGGAUAAUGAAAAGCAUACGGCGGUACACUGGGCGACUGUGUGUGGGGAAGUGGAGCUGCUGGAGAUGCUGAUGGAGGCUGGCGCUGAUGCUUCCACUCCUGACCUACACGGUGCCUACCCUCUGCACUACGCCGCCCAGAUGUGUGGUCCGAACAGCGAGAUGGGGAAUGACGUGCGUGUCGGCCUGCAAGUCCUUCGCAAACUCCUUCAGUACGGCGUGGAUGUGUCCGUCACUGACCACGACGGCCGCACGCCCCUCCUCUGGGCCGCCAGCGCUGAAGUGCGGCCGUCUCACGUCUACUGUCCCUCAGGAAGUGCCGAUGCCAUCCUCGCCCUCAUCAAUGCCGGUGCCAGCGUGAGUGCCGACGACAAGGAUGGCCUGACAGCUCUGCACUGCGCCGCCUCCAGAGGUCACCUAGAUUGCCUCGAUUGCCUUCUCAACUUCUGUGGCGCCGAAGUGGACACGUUAGACUCAAAUGGAUGCACGCCGCUGUUCUACGCCGUCACGCUGGGCCACGCUGACUGCACGGGCCUUCUGCUGCAUCACGGCGCCCACCCAGACAAGCAGGAUCGCAAGGGCCGCACGCCGGCGCACUGCGGGGCCGCCAAGGGACAGCUGGAGACCCUGAAGCUGCUCCACCACAAGGGCGCUGACCUGUGGAAGCGUAACGUGAAGGGCGACUUACCACUACACGAGGCCUGUCAGUCCGGGCGGCGUGAUCUGGUUCUGUGGCUGCUGUCCAUGCGUCCAGACACCGUGAACGCCCCGAACCUGGAUGGCCGGUGUCCGCUUCACAUCGCUGCCAUCAACAACAAUAUCGAGAUGUGUAAAAUUCUCAUGGAUAAGCAGGCAGCAGUCAACCCUAUCAUGAGAAACUCCCGGGGACAGCUGCUCACCCCACUGGACGCCGCAGUGGCCCGCAGUAACCGAGGCUGCGCGAAGUACCUGCAGCUCCACGGUGGCAUGGCGGCCUCCAAGCUGACAGACAAACACGCCCUGCAGAAGGCGAUGCAGAGGGCGCUGGAGACGAGUCAGCAGGGCAGCAGGGAGCAGGAGGGGGAGGAACUGAUGAGCUCUUCCGCCUCCUCCGUGCACAAGUCUAAUAGGUCCACCAUGACCGCUUCUCCUGUCAACAUGGACGCUCAGACGGAGACCACAGGAGGCGCUGGCGGUGUGGACGGGAUGAAAGAUGCGCAGGAGCCGGGCUUCAGUGACGGGCUGGCCGUGGGACGUGAGUCGGACGUAGAUGGACUGACGGACCCGGAGCGACACACGGAGGACGAGGAGAAUGCGGAGGCGGGGCGGCGGAAGUCACGCACCCGCCGGCGGAAAGAGAAGCACCGCGGCAGGAGCGGCGAGGAGCAGCUCGCCAGCGGCCAGGUGAGGGACGGAAAGGUGGAGAGCAUGGAAAGCAGUCUGCGGAGGAAGGGGCGCAAGAUGGCAUCCCCUUCCACUGAGGUGUCCAUUACCCAGGCUAUGCAGAAUACAAUGAGGAAGUACGCUCUGGAACGCCGCCUCUUCCAGCAACUCUUGGAACUAAAGCGAGCGCAAAUCAGGAACUCUCGCGCUAAUGAACACGUGCUGAUCAAGAGAAUGGUGGACGUUUUUCACAAGGAGGGCAUGUUACUCGGCCUCCGCGGCUACUCUGGUCCAUACAAUUUCAACAGCUACGAGAAAUAUCUGUAUGAUCAGCUACGGUUCCUGCAGAGUUCCCAGGGCAUAAAGAUCCCCGCCUUCCGCCCUACUGACGAUGUAGAGAAGCUGAGUCGAGCUAUACGGAGGGCGGAGAUCAAGGAGUUACCAGAUCCUCUACAGAACAACAUGGACGCCCACACUUGUAACCACACCACCCACAGAUGCCACCACGCCGCCCACGCCUACACCGGCAUACCCUGCGCCGCCUACAUCGGCUACAAGAAGAAGAAAUCACUCACCGCUAACAACAACAAUAACAACAAUAACAACAACAACAACAAACAAGUCUCUCUACCCAAGAUCCCGGGCACUCAGACGGGGGGCGGAGGAGGGGGCGGAUCUCCUCUAGGUGGCUCCCCCGCGCAGGGCCUGGAGGGGGGAAUCGGGGGGCGAGUGAAGCAGGGGGAACCGGUGGGGCUGAGAAACUAUGAUCCCCGAAACCCUUUGACUGUUGAAUUGCAGCACGGACAGGCCCGCCAGCAGAUAGUCCUGCCCACUGACCUUUUGGAUAAGAACAAGAAAUACCAUCUCACCUUCACCAUUAAGCCAUCAAGUUCCAAGAUCAAAGAACAGACAUCCUUGGAGACCGACCCUAACGAACAGUUAUCCCCCGUUCGUGAGAUCCUACCGAGCGAUCCUGCAGGACAAGAAUCUCUCGCUAUGGACUCCCUCCCGUCAGAAAGCCAGCAGGAAUCUCAGUCAGCGGCCCUUGAAGCAGGAACGGAGGCCUGAACGCAAGGAGGCAAGAGUUAAGCUAAUCUUGAUCAUCAGUGCUGCUUCAGGAGGGAAAGACAACAACGCCUUCUCUGGUUCCUGUUCCUCCUUACUCCUACCCCUGCAGUCUCAUUCCCCAAGCUUCCCUAAGGUGUCCCUGGGGUGUCUGUGGGUGUCUAAAGGCGUAAGAACGAUUCCAGGUCAAUGUUGCUGAGUAGAAAAUGAGGAACACUUGCCCAUUUGGUUCUUUUAUUCCAACUGUUUACCGUUACAGUGCGAUCCGAGAGACUUAAAUGAGAGGAAAUGAGGGAAACUUUUCUAUUGGUUCUGUCUUUUUAUUCAGUGUUUGUCUCAAGGUGUCACGGGACUUGGAAUCGCGCACGCUGUCUUGAAGUUAAACGUGCAGUGCCGAUGUGUGAUAACUUACGUGCUUUCCUUUCACGUGCUCGGUUGUGUAGCGUGGUGAUGCUUUGCCAGAGGACGGUGGUGGGAGAUUACUGGAUGAGAAUAUGAAGAAUAGCGGAGGGAAAGUGAAGGAUAGAAUAGCAAAGCGUAGAGGGAAGACACAGUGGGAAGAAAUGAUUAAGAAUGACAGGAUAGAAUAAGAAUGAGAGAAGAGGAAGGAUAAAGGUAAGAAUGUGAUUAGGAAAGGCAGGAUAGUACAAUAAAGAUAGCGAGAAAGGACACGGUUAGAUAAUAAAGAAGAAAGGAUAGAUUGGAUGACAGGAAGAUUAGAUAAGUGAACGAAAGAGAGAGAAAGAUGAGUUUGAUGCAAGAACGAGGUAAGAUAGCGAGAAAGGACGCGGUUAAAUAAUAAAGAAGAAGAAGAAGGAAGAACAGAUUGGAUGAGUGAAGGUUAGAUGAACGAAAGAGAGAGAGAGAGAGAGAGAGAGAGAGAGAGAGAGAGAGAGAGAGAGAGAGAGAGAGAGAGAAAGAGGAAUUUGAUGCAAGAAAGAGGUAAAAAUAGAAACAAAGGUCACAGUUAGAUGAAGAAGGAAAGAAGGACAGAUUGGAUGAGUGGAAGGUUAAAUGAGUGAACGAAAGAGAGAGAGAGAAAGAGAAAGAGAAAUAGGAGUUUGAUGCAAGAACGAGGUAAAGAUAGAAAGAAAGGUCACAGUUAGAUUAAAAAGAAGGAAAGAGAUUGGAUGAGUGAAAGGCUAGAUGAGUGAACGAAAGAGAGAGAGAGAGAGAGAGAGAGAGAGAGAGAGAGAGAGAGAGAGAGAGAGAGAGAGAGAGAGAGAGAGAGAGGAAUUUGAUGCAAGAACUGGGUAAAGAUAACGAGAAAGGUCACAGAUGAAGAAGAAGAAGGAAAGAAAUUGGAUGAGUGAACGAAAGAGAGAGAGAGAAAGAGGAGUUUGAUGCAAGACCGGAGUGAAAAGACAGGAGUAACGUGGGAAGAGGAAAGCAGUUUACUAGUUACCCAAGUCUUCGAUGGUUGAGUGGGCCAAUAGAGAGAGUAGAGAAAGUCACCUUAAAUUACAGCACAGGUCGUUAGCUUAGAUUAUUAUUAUUAUUAUUAUUAUUAUUAUUAUUAUUAUUAUUAUUAUUGUUGUUAUUAUUAUUAUUAUUGUGUGAACGAGCGAUGUUUAAAAUGGUGUUAACUUCAUCAUCACCGCCAAUCUCGUUAACUUGUCAUGGUUACUCAGGCAUUAUGUAACUUUUCAAUGAGUGUAAAUAUAUAGUACUAUAUUUAUAUCAACUCCCCUUACUAAGUCACUCCCUCCCCUCACCCCACUCCCUUCCCCUUGUAUAAACUGUGCCCUUUCCCCUCCCUCCCUCCCUCCGUCUCUCCCUGCCCCCUUCCCUUCCCUUCAUUUUAGUGUAUAUAUGUACGUGUCUGUUACGUCUGUUACCACUGGAGAGAUUAUGUUACUUCCUUUAUAAAUCUUGCAAAGUCUAUGUUACUGUAAGUCAAUGAGCUGAAAAUACGAACGGUCUGUGAAUAUUCUUUUUUUUUUAUUCUGUGUCUUCAAUCUUCAUUUUCUGUGUAAAGUCAAGGUUAGUGUAUAUUGUUAACCCUUCAGUACUGGGACGCAUUUUUACCAUGAGUUUGUGUGUGAUUGGAUUGGAAAGGGUCUAUGGAGGUGAGAAGAUUAGUGGCCACAGUCUUCAUUCUUUUAAUCCCCCACAUAAGUUUCUGGACCUGUAUAGAAUCGUCAGAUAGUUAGCAGAAGGAAUAUGGAAACGCGUCGUAGCGCUGAAUGGGUUAAGUUGGAAAUACAAGUUGUCUGUGUGUUUAUCUUGGUUUUGUCUGUCUUCACUUUUCAUUGUUCAUUCAUUUGUUUUUGUUUGUUUUUCAUUUACCAUUUUCUUUCGUUUCUUCCCUCAAGCUUUAUUUUUCUUUUCUCUAUAAAUGCUAAUCUUUUAUUCUUUAUUUCGAAUUAUCUAAUCAUAUCGUUAUUUAGUUUUGUAUUCUAUUAUUUUCAUCCUUCGUUUUUUUUUUUUUGUUCUAAUCUACAAUUCUUUAUUUUCCUAUUCUUAUUUUUCUUUAUAAAUGUUCUCCUAUCAUUUUCAAUUUCGAUUUACCAAUAGACAAUAAAACACCAAUUUUAUUUAUUUACUUCUUACAGACAUCCAUCUUUCAUUGCCAUUUCAUUUAAUUUCUAUAUCCAUGUUAGGUAUUUUUCAUAAUAAAUAAACCUACGUAGUCAUUAAUAAACAGCCUCAUACAGUUUAUGAAGACUAUAGCAGGAGGUACCGAGUUCACUGACAUCCAUCUUCCAUUACCAUUUCAUUUAAUUUCCAUCCAUGUUCCGUAUUUUUCAUAAUAGAUCUAAGUAUUCAUUGAUAAACAGCUUCAUAUACUACCCUGCAUUCCACAUCUCUUCACUUUUUUCAUUUUUCCUUCUUAAUCUGACCUUAUUUCUCGUAAUUAGUCCAGGUGUUCAUUGAUAUACACCCUCAAAUACCGUUUAUAAAGACUAUAUAAGACGGUACUGAGUUCACGACCAUUCCAGCGGCUUAUGAACCACUACUGUUAUACUUUUCUGGUGUUUUUUAGCGUCUCUUUAUCUCUCAGUUCGAUGUACUUAUAUGUUGGAACUCAUAUAAAUCUAAUAAACACGGUGUAAAAAU